Ogataea philodendri is the source of this 486-nucleotide messenger RNA. RefSeq lists its product as uncharacterized. NCBI's taxonomy places the organism in Eukaryota, Fungi, Ascomycota, Pichiomycetes, Pichiales, Pichiaceae. The transcript has a single exon. The record is from RefSeq and is a predicted model, not a curated record. The coding region runs from base 1 to 486 and encodes 161 amino acids.
AUGCUGCUUCCUAUCCAUUUAUUGACAUACUCCUAUGUUUUUGGUGCGACCUCUUUCCACUCGUUCAUCUCGUCCGUGAGAGCUUUCAAGGUGUUGCCACGUAAGGAGUUUGGUCUUCUGCAGUCCAAGCUGUUUCCUAUCCAUUUCCUGACCCAGUCUGUUGGUCCGAUAGUUGUUGGUCUCACUGCCCCAUACUCGAUUCCAACCACCGGACUUGCCUUGUUGGCCGUUUCUUCCAUAUCGGGAUUUGUCAACUACCUGUGGUUGUUGCCGGUUUGCUCGAGACUCAAGGCUGAACGGUUCGCUUUGGAGGACCUUCCUGAGGCCGAGAGAAGCGAGGAGACUGCCCAGAAAAUUGCCGCAUUGACCAAACAGUUCGGCAAGUACCAUGGAAUUAGUCUGUUCUUCAACUUGAUCAGCGUGCUCACCAUCACCGGAUACUCUUACGUGUUCAGCACGCAAUUGCUGGUCAAGGCUUUGAAAUGA